Molecule: messenger RNA, 2493 nt
Organism: Kuraishia capsulata CBS 1993
Lineage: Eukaryota; Fungi; Ascomycota; Pichiomycetes; Pichiales; Pichiaceae
Exons: 1
Coding region: 1-2493 (830 amino acids)
Biological process (GO): translational elongation
Cellular component (GO): ribonucleoprotein complex; cytosol
Molecular function (GO): translation elongation factor activity; GTP binding; GTPase activity
Source: RefSeq, a predicted model, not a curated record
AUGGACAAAGUUACCAAUGUGCGUAACAUGUCCGUUAUUGCUCACGUCGAUCACGGUAAAUCCACUUUGACCGAUUCGCUGGUUCAGCGUGCCGGUAUUAUCUCGGCCGCCAAGGCCGGUGAGGCUCGUUUCACCGACACCCGUAAGGAUGAACAGGAGAGAGGUAUCACUAUCAAGUCUACCGCCAUCUCUCUUUUCUCCGAGCUUGGUGAGGAGGACAUCAAGGAGAUCUCCCAGAAGACCGAAGGUAACAAGUUCUUGAUCAACUUGAUCGAUUCGCCAGGUCACGUUGACUUCUCUUCCGAAGUUACCGCUGCCCUCAGAGUCACCGAUGGUGCUUUGGUCGUUGUCGACUGUGUUGAAGGUGUGUGUGUUCAGACCGAGACCGUGUUGAGACAAUCUCUUGGUGAGAGAAUCAAGCCAGUUGUUAUUAUCAACAAGGUUGACCGUGCUUUGCUCGAAUUGCAGGUUUCCAAGGAGGAUCUCUACCAGUCUUUCGCCAGAACUGUUGAGUCCGUUAACGUUAUCAUCUCUACCUACGUUGACAAGUCUAUCGGUGAUGUCCAGGUCUACCCAGAGAGAGGCACUGUUGCCUUCGGUUCCGGUUUGCACGGUUGGGCUUUCACUAUCCGUCAAUUUGCCAUCCGUUACUCCAAGAAGUUCGGUGUCGACAGAGCCAAGAUGAUGGAGCGUUUGUGGGGAGACUCGUUCUUCAACCCAAAGACCAAGAAGUGGACUAAGAACGCCAAGGAUGCCGAUGGAAAGCCUCUUGAGCGUGCCUUCAACAUGUUCGUUUUGGACCCAAUUUUCCGUCUGUUCGCCGCCAUCAUGAACUUCAAGAAGGAGGAGAUCCCAGUUUUGCUUGAGAAGUUGGAGAUCAACCUCAAGUCCGAGGAGAGGGAGUUGGAAGGUAAGGCUUUGCUCAAGGUUGUCAUGAGAAAGUUCUUGCCAGCUGCCGAUGCCUUGCUUGAGAUGAUCAUCAUCCACUUGCCAUCCCCAGUCACCGCUCAGUACUACAGAGCCGAGACCUUGUACGAGGGUCCAUCUGACGAUGCCUCUUGUAUCGCCAUCAGAGACUGUGACCCCAAGGCCGAUCUUAUGCUUUACGUCUCCAAGAUGGUGCCUACCUCUGAUAAGGGUAGAUUCUACGCUUUCGGUCGUGUUUUCGCCGGUACCGUGAGAUCUGGUCAGAAGGUCAGAAUCCAGGGUCCUAACUACGUCCCAGGCAAGAAGGAGGAUCUCUUCGUCAAGGCUAUCCAAAGAACGGUCCUGAUGAUGGGUAGAUUCGUUGAGGCCAUUGACGACUGUCCAGCCGGUAACAUUGUCGGUUUGGUUGGUAUUGACCAGUUCUUGCUCAAGUCUGGUACCUUGACCACCAACGAGGCCUCCCACAACAUGAAGGUGAUGAAGUUCUCUGUCUCCCCAGUUGUCCAGGUCGCCGUCGAGGUCAAGAACGGUAACGAUUUGCCAAAGCUUGUCGAAGGUCUUAAGCGUCUUUCCAAGUCCGACCCAUGUUGUAUUACCUCCAUGUCCGAGUCUGGUGAACACAUUGUCGCCUGUACCGGUGAGUUGCAUUUGGAAAUCUGUUUGUCAGAUUUGGAGAACGACCACGCUGGUGUUCCAUUGAGAAUCUCCCCACCAGUCGUUGCCUACAGAGAGACUGUUGAGGCCCAGUCGAGUAUGACUGCCCUGUCCAAGUCGCCAAACAAGCAUAACCGUAUCUACGUUUCUGCUCAACCAAUUGACGACGAGACUGCCAACGCCAUCGAGAGCGGUAAGAUUUCUCCAAGAGAGGACUUCAAGACCCGUGCCAGACUGAUGGCUGAUGAGUAUGGCUGGGACGUCACCGACGCCAGAAAGAUCUGGUGUUUCGGUCCAGACGGAACUGGUGCCAAUCUGGUUGUCGACCAGACCAAGGCUGUCCAGUACUUGCUUGAAAUCAAGGACUCUGUCAACUCUGGUUUCCAAUGGGCUUCCAAGGAAGGUCCAUUGCUCGGUGAGGCCAUGAGAUCCGUCAGAAUCAACAUCUUGGAUGUCACCAUGCACGCCGAUGCCAUCCACAGAGGUGCCGGUCAGAUCAUGCCAACCAUGAGAAGAGCCACUUACGCCGCCAUGUUGCUUGCUGAGCCAAGAAUCCAGGAGCCAGUUUUCCUCGUCGAGGUUCAAUGUCCAGAAAACGCCAUUGGUGGUAUCUACUCUGUUCUUAACAAGAAGAGAGGUCAGGUCAUCUCCGAGGAGCAGAGACCAGGUACUCCAUUGUUCACUGUCAAGGCUUACUUGCCAGUCAAUGAGUCCUUCGGUUUCACUGGUCUGCUGAGACAGGCUACCGGUGGUCAGGCUUUCCCACAGAUGGUUUUCGACCACUGGGCAACCAUGAACGGUAACCCUCUCGACAACACCUCCAAGCCAGGUCAGAUUGUUGCUGAGACCAGAAAGAGACACGGUAUGAAGGAGGAUGUUCCAGGUUACGAAGAGUACUACGACAAGUUGUAA